CUGACUGCAGGAGGAGCAUUUACCUGACAGUAAAUAUAAACGCUGCUGCUGCUCUCUCUGUUUUUCUUUUGACCAAAUCCUCGGCAUGUUUCAUUCAAAGAGUGUGCUUUAUUAACGUUUUGUGCUCUUUUUGUUUUCUAAGAAACUUUAUUUGUGUGAUCUGUCUGGAGUUGCAUUCACUAAAGUUCGAUCUUCGACCUCCGACUAAAGUUCAACCUUUGCACCUGCAGAGAUGUCAGAGAUCUGCUCCAGUCCAGAUGAUCCAGAGAUCCGGAUUCUUCUGAUGGGCAGAUUUGGUUCUGGGGCAAGCUCAUCUGGAAACACUAUAGUGGGGGACAAGAGGUUUAAAAUAAAGAAGCAUGAGUCUGAAGUUUGUGAGGGCAAAACACAGAUUGGAGAGAAGCAGGUGCAUGUGAUUAUUUCUCCAGAUCCACGGGAUCCAGAUCUGUCUGAAGAGCAGCUGGAGAUGAUGAAAGAUCAGCUGGUCGAACGAUGUUCAGCAGGUCUCAGUGCAGUUCUGCUCACCGUUCCUCUAGAAGAGCCUGUGAAAAAUGAGGAAGAGAUUCUGGAUAACAUUAAAAGUUUAUUUGGUCCUGAAGUUCAGAAGUACAUGAUGGUCCUUUUCACACGUGGAGAUGAACUGGAGGAAAUGGAUGAGCCAUUGACAAUUGAGGAAUAUCUACAAAGCAAAGAUCAUGCAGAUCUCCAGGGACUGGUGACUAAAUGUGAAGGAAAGUUUCACUGUUUCAAUAACAAGAGUAAAUCAGACAGUCAGGUACAAGAACUACUGAAGAAGAUUGAACGGAUGAUCAUGAAGAACAGAGGGAAACUUACCAUGAAACAAAUGAAAAGGCGUGACAGCAAAAGAGGUUUUCCAGUCAAUUUUUCAGGAAAGUCUCCAGCUCAAGAUCCAGAUGAGCUUCAUAUGAUUCCUGAGAAGAUAGACCAGAUCAGGCUGGUUCUGCUGGGAAAAACUGGAUCUGGGAAAAGUGCCACUGGAAACACCAUCAUCGGAAAAAAUGUGUUCAAAUCUUCAGCCAGUUCGAAGUCUCAAACGAAACAGUGUCAAUUAGAAACUACAGAGAGGAUGGGUAAAGAGAUCUCAGUGAUUGACACACCUGGACUUUAUGAUCCUGAACUCAGUGAAGAGGAAAUUAAAUCUGAAAUAGUGAAAUGUGUAACAUAUGCUUCUCCUGGACCACAUGUUUUUAUUAUCAUCAUUAGAGUGGGUCGAUUCACUGAGGAGGAGAAAAACACAGUGCAACAUCUCAAAGAAGUGUUUGGAGAACAGAUACUAAAAUACACCAUGAUCCUCUUCACUUACAAAGAUCAGUUGGAGAAACAAAAUAAAACCAUUGAGCAGUAUCUAGAGGAAGGUGAACCAGAUCUCAAAAAACUUGUUGACAGUUGUGGAAACCGAUUCUUCUGUCUGGACAAUGAGUCUGCCAGUUUCCCACAGUUCAAAGAUCUGAUCAGUAAAAUAGAGACGAUGAUAGAAGAGAACAGAGGGACACACUUUACAAGUGAUAUGUUUGAGGGUACAGAGAAACACAUUCAGGAGAUUCAGAAGCAGAAGUUAUAUGAGAAAAUGAAGCAGUACAAACAGGAGCACAAACGGCUCACUAAAACCGAAUGGAAGAAAAUAUACUUGCGUUUAGUUGAGGAGUCACGACGAGAAGCUGAGCAAUCUUUUUCUGAUAGAAAUCUGCAACUCCUGGGGAAGACAGUGACCAGUGAGGAGGGAGCGAGUGACACAAAGGAAUCUGAGCACAAAGUAACCGGUCGUUUUAGGGCAGUUAUACUUGCAUUCACAGAGAGGAUGUGUGUGAUUCAGUGAAAAACCACAAUGAUCAGACAAUAAAUCUCAAGUGGUCUAGUGGAAGUUACUUGACCAGUUUUUUUAGCUUUACCUUUAUGCAUUGGCAUUGCAAACCAAACAUUAUUUUUUUAAUAUAUAUAUACUUGGUUUAACCAUAUCUUUGUGUUAUUGUUUUUUUUUUUUCACUUUUAUUUCUAUAGUGUUUUAUACAAUACAGAUUGUUUCAAAGACAUAUUGAAAGUGAAAAUCAAAUCAGACAAAUUUAGAUUCUACUGUAAAGCAACUCAGAAGACAAUAAAAUAGCUGUUCUGAUCAAUUCAGUUCAGUGUUAAUUCAGUUCAGUUCAAUAACUGUAUAAAGUUCAUCAAUUAUGAAACAAAACUGAUUCAACGAUAAAGCAGACAACAAUAGAGUCAUCAUUCAGCUCGAUUCAGUUCAAGUUUUGCUCUAAUCUGAAAGUGUCAGUGCAGUCAAAUCAAUUUUAUUACUGAAUAUUAAACCCCAACUAAUCAAGCCAAAGGCAACAGUGACAAGAAACAAACUCUAUCAGGUGACAGAAAUGGAGAAAAAAAAUCCUUGGAAGAAACCAGUUCUGCUCUCACUAAUCCUGGUGAACCACAAACAUGAACAUUGAACAUUUACACAAACAUCAAUUUCUCAGUUCAGGAUAGUUGUAGCUCCUUAUCUUUAAAGCACAUGAUCUUUCAAGCAAUCAACUUUACAAUAAGUGGACUACUUGUGAUGGACUGACCCUUGAGAGAAAUGAUGGAUCUUAAUCCUGAUUCACUUUAGUGUAUCCAGCUGUGCUAAAGUGAGCUGAACAUAUAAAACAGCUUCAAUCUGAGCUGAACUGAAACUGUAACAAGUGCCCUCAACCGUAGGUUGGAGCAAUGGACAAGUUUCAAAGUUAAUGGAGAACAGAAUUAACACUGGCAGUAAAUGAAUCACAAAGUCAUACAAGGAAAAUACUCAAAAAAAAAAUAUAUUGUAAUUGAGCAGUCACAUAAAUAACAUGAAACAGAAUUGGAAACAACAACAACAAUAAAACAAUAAAAUGAUACACAAAAUAUGAAUUCUCUGUGUUGUCUUUGGUUUUCUUCUCUUAUUCUUUUAAGAUUUGAUUUCCCUUUUUUUCGUCAAACAAUUUAAUCUAAGUUAUCUACUUCAUCUCUGUGUACAUAGAUUUUAGUAAGACAUUUAUUUGAUUUAGUUGUAUUUUGGACAGCUCUUAAGCUUCACUGUCUUUUUAUUUUUUGAGUUUAGGAUUCUUAUUCUAUUUUGCUUUUAGUGCUUGAACUUCCUGUACCAUUUUAAACAAACCAAAUAAACCCUUAAACAAGGUACAAUGUCAUAUAACCACAAUUCAACCAAACUGGAACUUCUUAUCACAACUGAAAUGUUCAAAUAAAAAGAAAACCAAAUCCAAAAUCACUCAACAUUUUAAAAUAAAUCAUAUUAACAUUCAGAAGAUAUGCAAACAAUCUUUACAGCGUGCAUAAUGAUAUGCAUAGAAACAUAUCUUCCAAAGUAAAUAAAAUACAGAUAAACUCACCAAAUCCCGAGUUUCACAGUUUGUUAAACAUCAGCUUCAUAUUCAGAGGAGCUUCACAAUCAGCUAGCAUCCACGCUUAAAUCAGAAAUCAUCAUUCUAAAAUGAUUUAUUAUCCUCAACCAUAAAGUAUUAUAAAACCAUUUUAACAUUUUUUAUAGGAUUUUAUGUCAAAAUAUACAACAACAACAACAACAAAAAACUAUUGCAACAAAAAGAAACAUAACAAUACACAAUACUUUCCCUGUAGCAUCUGGGCCAAUCAGACACACACACAUUAUUUAAUAAAAACUGUAACAAAUGCAGCUAACACCAAGCCUUUGGUUACAGGACACAUGGAAGAAUGAUAAGGUUUAUGACCCAAAGGAAUUUAGAGAGUAUUAUUACUUUUCUAUGUAUUAAUUUUGGAUUAAUGUUUCAGAAUUGUCUACCAUGGUUAACUAAGAUCACAUGGGUCGCAUGUUUGGUAUCUAUGAACUCCAAUCUUCGUUCUCGAUUUGUUAAUUUACAUUACAUGUUAGUAACUCUGUGACACAUUAGUAUUACAAUAAUCUAGAAGGUUCUUCUCUCAAACACCCAAGCCAAUGUCGUAUGCUAAUAUCCUGCUAAAGGACAAAGAGUCGUAAAAGUUCCCUCCAAAGGAACAACUCCUUAUUGGCUCAGUCACCUCCAGAGGGUGUGGCAUCUUCACACUUUACAAAUCACUGAUCACAAGAUCACAGCGGUUCCUUUACUGAUAAACGCUGAUGUGAAGAUGAUGCUGAACUAUAAAAUGUCUUGUGCCAGGCUGCAGCCUUGUCUUUUCAUUCACCAAAGAUCAUCUGACUCCAACUGGUUCUCUCUCAUCAAAGAUCAAUGGGAGCCUCCACAAAUUACAUCAGGACAGUUUAAUUCAAAUGGGCGAGACAUGCAAGUAUCAAACUUAGUCUCAUUAUUUGAUUCAUUAAGUAUCCUUACCCCUUUUAAAGAAGGGUGUGUUAGAACUAAACUGAUGGUUUGCUCAAGGCUGUUGAUCUGCUGAAUUUCAAACAAUGCUGUAACUUCUUGCUUCCUGUAUUCUGCUUUAGCUCUCUCUUUCUCUUGGUAAACUGUAUGCAUGUAUGUGUGUGAAUGUUAGAGUAGUUAAGUGUUUAGUCUAGUUAAUAAAGUCUUGUUCAUGUCACAUGUAAAGUUGUCCAUGUUUCAUGCUCAUAUACUGGAGUCCCUAAUCAUGCAGAUUCUGACUACAGGCUCUGAGUAGUACUGUACAGUAAGAUUGUUAUUUCCCAUGACCAUUUGAAAUGAACAUUUCUUAGAAUUAAUAAACAAUUAACCAAGUGUUCACAGGACAAACAGGUUAAUUGAUUGUAAUAUUAAUUACAUUAAGUUAAUUCUAUUAACUGAUCCAAAUAUUUAUAAUUAAUUAUAACUAGUUAUAAUUAAUUACACUGUAAACCCGGAUAAGUAUCUGUGUGGAGGGAAAGCGCCUGAGUACACGUUCAGCGAUGACGUCACAUUUUGGUAAUAAAUCACCACUAGAGGGUGUAUGUUUGACAUUCAAAUAUUUGAUUAUGGUUGAAUCUAUUUUUUCAAGUUCCCUGAACUCUAAACUUUAGCGGAGUUGUAAAAACUAAAAAAAAAAAAAAUAUUUAGUGUUAACUUAAAUGCAAGCAAGUGUCAUUUGGUGAUUACUUGUCUUUUGAAUAUCUGGGUAUUGUGUUAAAAGUUGCUCCUCGCAUUCUACUUAUAGUUAUUUACAGGCCUCCAAAAGUCUCCAGCCUUUGUUGAGCACUUUACUGAACUGUUAUCAGCAAUUUCCUCAGAGUUUGACUGUUUUGCUAUUACUGGGGACUUUAACAUCCACAUAGAUAAUGCAGAAAUCAAUAUGGCAAAAUAAAUCAUAACUGUUUUGAAUACGUUUGAUCUGACUCAGCAUGUAAAUGGACCCUCACACAAUCGUGGACACACUCUAGAUUUACUUAUCAGUAAGGGUCUAAACAUUUCAUCCAUUGUCAUUAAGGAUGUAGCACUAUCUGAUCAUGUCUGUAUUUUUCUUUGAUCUUUCCUACUGUUGAAGCUAGAUCAAUAUCUGUCAAAAAGCGAUGCUUAAAUGAGAAUACCAGUGCACUGUUUAUGAAGGCUAUAUCUUUAACACCAAGCAUAUCUGCAGACUCUUGAUUUUCUCCUUGAUUCUUUUAACUCAAAAGUAAAGAAUGUUAUUGAUGACAUUGCUCCUGUGAAAGUCAGGAAGAAGAGUGACAGACAAAAAGUGCCUUGGAGAAACUCAACAGCAGCGCAAAAUAUGAAAAGACAAUGCAGAAAAGCUGAGCGUAUGUGGCGUAAGACAAAAUUUGAAAUCCAAUAUAAAAACUAUAAAGAUAACCUUCAUGCUUUCAGUGUGGACCUAAACAAAGCUAGACAGACCCUCUUUCCAAAUAUUAUAAACAGCAACUUAAACAACACCCGCACUCUUUUUGCUACUGUAGAGAGACUAACAAACCCCCCAAGUCAGAUUCCCAGUGAAAUGCUCUCAGACAGCAAAUGCUGUGAGUUUGCUUCCUUCUUCUCUGAGAAAAUCAAUAAUAUCAGAAAGGCGAUCAGCACAUCCUUGAGCUGCGUUGGGGUUAAACAGAUCAGAUCACAAAAUUUUGGAAGAAACAGUACAGAUCAUCAUUACUCAACACUCACUUGUUUUCUGAAUGUUAUGUCUCUGAAUUGAUGGAUUGAUUUAUUGAUUAUUUAACUAAUAAUACUCUGAAUGUUAUGUUAUGUCUCUUAAUUUCUGUUUUGUAUUUUCUUGUGCUUGAUUGUUCGAUCCUUCUGUAUGCUGCCCUGUCCGUAUAAUGUUCCUUUACUGUAUCUUCUAACUAUUGUUUGUCAUCAUUGUCUACUCUACUUGUAUUAUCUCUUCCUUGUUAAAUGUACAUUGUAAAGCGUCCUUGAGCCCUGGAAAAGCGCUAUAUAAAUAAAACUUAUUAUUACUAUUAUUAUUAUUACAGCACCUUAAAACAUCAACCUGCGCCCUUGACACAAGUGGUAAACGCCUCACUUCUCUCUGGGACUUUUCCAAAAUCCCUGAAAACUGCAGUUGUUAAGCCCCUCCUGAAAAAGAGCAAUCUGGAUAACACCAUAUUGAGCAAUGACAGACCAAUCUCAAAUCUUCCUUUCCUAGGCAAGAUCAUUGAAAAAGUUGUUUUCAAUCAGCUGAACAAGUUCUUAAGCUUGAAUGGAUACUUUGACAAAUUUCAAUCUGGUUUCCGACCGCAUCACAGCACAGAGACAGCGCUCAUAAAGAUAAUAAAUGAUAUUUGCUUAAAUCAGGGGUGGGGAACGUUG
Messenger RNA from Ctenopharyngodon idella (grass carp), 6683 nucleotides. Its product is annotated as GTPase IMAP family member 8-like. The coding region runs from base 233 to 1837 and encodes 534 amino acids. NCBI's taxonomy places the organism in Eukaryota, Metazoa, Chordata, Actinopteri, Cypriniformes, Xenocyprididae. Gene Ontology annotation, molecular function: GTP binding. The transcript has 3 exons. The record is from RefSeq and is a predicted model, not a curated record.